AUGGCUGCCGCGCCAAUCCGAAGAGCUUCACAACGUCAGCUGCGACGUCCUCCCAGGACUGUCGCGACGCGGAGCGAGGCGCAGGCCGUCCUGGCAGUCCGGUCCAAGCCCCAAUCGAAUCAGUACGAUAACGACAGCUCCGAGGAUGAGAUUCCUGUACCCAUGAAGCUUAGCGCUCUCACCAAAGCGCUUCUGAAUGAUGAGGGUGAUCACGAGGCCGGCCCGGAACCCCGAGCACCGCCCUCGCCGCCCCGAACCCGCCGCCAAGCAAGUGCGACAGUAUCUGGUCCGGCUGCUGCGACUCGACGAAACACCAGAGCCAACAGCUCUCAAAUAGAGGACGCCUCCAGGAACUCGAGCCCCUCACGCGAGCACAGUCCGUCGAGGAAAAGAGUAGUACGCUUGAGCAACACGCCGCAAAGCCUGCAUCAGAUGGGCAGCUCUGCAUCGAAGCGUCGAUCCACGUCUGGUUCCCAGCCCCAGCCGGCCACUAGACCUGGAUCAGGCUCUCGCCAAGACAGUGCCGACGGCACACAAGACGGACCACAACAGGAGGCUGGUAUCAACACGCCUGCUCAGGGUCGUGUUGUCCGUAUUGUGACCGGUUCCUCUGGAAAUCGCAGCCGCCUCGGAUCAUCUGGGCCUUCCUCUGGGCGUUCCGACUUUGGUCGAUCGGUCGUGGACCGGUCUGCCGUCGAGGCAGAAGCUGAGCACAUGGAAGCUCCCGACACAGCUGCCCGCAACACGGCUGUUGGUAGUACCAGCGUAUCUCGCUACCCGUCAACGAGACACAGGGAGGAUAACCCGAAUCCCCAGGGCUCAAUGCGCGUCAAGCGUGUUGGUAAGCUAUCUGGUAGUUUUCUAAGCGGACCUGCUCGCCGCGGUCGCCGUCGGCAAAGCGAGGAAGAGGGGGGAUUCGGUGAAAUGGGCUCACAAGAACCCGAAGGCCAAGCCCAGGAGGAACCUGGACAAGCCCCGUACUACCCCGGCUUCAAUUCUGGUAGUCCCGUUAGCGGAAGCGCUGUUCGUGGCAACCACCGCCGAAAUGGCUCCAAGGUAGAGAUCCGCGCCGACUCCGCCAAGGCGUCACCUCAACCCUACGAAAACCGUGGUGCGCGUCCUGCCGAGCCCUCCCGCAUUGGAGACAUUGGCCACCUUGUCUCUGUCGGUCGUCUUCAGAUGCCCGCCAACAGUGACAAAGAAAACGAAGUUCCUUUCCAUCAGAAAUGGGGCAAGUCGUCUAUUGGAGGUGACAAGCCAGUCAUGGCACCGCCCCGUAUCGAUAUUGCUAUUGACAGGGCCGUAUCUCCUGAUCGCAAGCCCCUGACAGCCAUCGCUCGCAACACCACACCACAUCGAGCAGCACCUGCACCGCCGCCCAAAAUGUCCGUCCUAGAAGCCGCCACUGCUACUGCUGGCGCGGCGGUGACUACCCAGACGAAGCAGCGCCGAAACAUUCUCAAGGUUAAUAACAAAGUAUAUACCCGCCUUGAAUGUCUUGGACGCGGUGGAAGCGGAAAGGUCUACCGAGUCAUGGCAGAGAAUGGCACCAUGAUGGCUCUCAAGCGAGUCUCACUUGAGAAUGCGGAUGAGUCGACCAUCAAUGGCUACCUAGGCGAGAUUGACUUGCUGAAGAAGCUUACCGGUGUUGAUCGUGUCGUGAAUCUCUAUGACUCGGAAAUGAACCAGGAAAAGCAGAUGCUGAGUUUGGUCAUGGAAAUGGGCGAGAGGGCUUUGGACAAGGUCUUGCAGAACCACCAGUCUGCUGAGUUGGCUAGACUCGACCCUGUCUUUAUUCGAUUCUACUGGAAGGAGAUGCUCGAAUGUGUGCAGUCUGUUCACAACCACGCCAUUGUUCAUUCAGACCUGAAACCUGCCAACUUUGUUCUUGUGCAAGGACGCCUGAAGCUCAUUGAUUUUGGCAUUGCCAAUGCCAUUCAGACCGAUGUGACUGUCAACGUCCACCGCGAGACGCAGAUUGGCACACCCAACUACAUGUCGCCCGAGUCACUCAUGGAUUCCAACAGCGCCCGUGGACCACGUGUCCCUGGCCGUCCCAAGCUGAUGAAGCUUGGCAAGUCCAGCGAUAUUUGGUCACUUGGAUGUAUUCUCUACCAGAUGGUCUACGGUGUGCCGCCGUUUGGUCACAUUGUCAACCACAUGGCUCGCUGCCAGGCCAUUAUUAACUGGGAUCAUACCAUUGAGUUUCCCACACGUGCCACCGGCGGCUUCCUUGUGCCGCCUUCUCUGAUUCGAACCAUGAGACGCUGCCUGAUCCGCGAGCAGCAUAUGCGUCCUACUUGCGAAGAACUUCUUCACUACUCUGACCCCUUUCUCUACCCUGCCGAAAUGAGUGACAAGGCUCUGCCCAUCGACGAAGAGCUUCUUGGCCGCAUCAUUCAGAGCGUUACUACCCGCUGCCGCGAGCGCAUGCCGACUGAAUCGGAAGCAUCCAGUGUUUGGCCCCAAGCAUACUGGGCCAGCAUUCGCAAAGCCAUGGUUGGGAAGAUGUAA
Messenger RNA from Cordyceps militaris CM01, 2514 nucleotides. Its product is annotated as checkpoint protein kinase, putative. Gene Ontology annotation, cellular component: spindle; nucleus; kinetochore. The coding region runs from base 1 to 2514 and encodes 837 amino acids. The record is from RefSeq and is a predicted model, not a curated record. Gene Ontology annotation, biological process: protein localization to kinetochore; mitotic spindle assembly checkpoint signaling; meiotic spindle assembly checkpoint signaling. Lineage: Eukaryota; Fungi; Ascomycota; Sordariomycetes; Hypocreales; Cordycipitaceae. The transcript has a single exon. Gene Ontology annotation, molecular function: protein serine/threonine kinase activity; ATP binding; protein serine/threonine/tyrosine kinase activity.